Molecule: messenger RNA, 1559 nt
Organism: Aethina tumida (small hive beetle)
Lineage: Eukaryota; Metazoa; Arthropoda; Insecta; Coleoptera; Nitidulidae
Gene: unc-119
Product: protein unc-119 homolog
Exons: 3
Coding region: 84-719 (211 amino acids)
Biological process (GO): nervous system development; lipoprotein transport; cilium assembly
Cellular component (GO): cilium
Molecular function (GO): lipid binding
Source: RefSeq, a predicted model, not a curated record
CAUGUCAGUGAGUGUUGUCAGUCGUUUUGUUUAUUGAUUUUUUAAUUUCGCGAGGAAUUUACCCGAAUUCCGGCCGCGCAAAGAUGAGCGUGAUCCGCGAGAAAACGCUACCGAACAAACGGCUCGGCCAGAUCGAGCGUCCGAAUGCGAUUACGCCGGACGACGUGCUGCGUCUGAACAAAAUCACAGACAACUAUCUGUGUACACCGGACGCGAACGUCUACGACAUCGAUUUCACGCGUUUCAAAAUCCGUGACCUGGAAUCGGGUGCGAUACUGUUCGAAAUCUCGAAGCCCGCCGCCGAGAAUUUCGACCAGAGUCUGGAGGAGAACAUCGAGAACACGGAGCCAAUUGAUCCAAACUCCGGACGUUUCGUACGCUACCAGUUCACGCCGCAGUUUCUUAAACUGAAAACCGUGGGGGCCACGGUGGAGUUUACGGUGGGCAGCAGGCCAGUGAACAGAUUCAGGAUGAUUGAAAGGCACUUUUUCAGGGACAAGCUGCUGAAAACGUUCGACUUCGAGUUCGGGUUUUGCAUACCAUUUUCCCGUAACACCUGCGAACACAUUUACGAAUUUCCAACUCUCUCUGAUGAUCUAGUGUCUGAAAUGAUCUCAAAUCCAUUUGAGACACGGUCGGACAGUUUCUACUUUGUUGAUGACUGUCUGAUAAUGCACAACAAGGCAGAUUAUGCCUACAACGGUGGCGUACAAACAUAACAAUAUUUUAUUUGAAUCCAUGACUUUUACAAUAUAUAUACAAUUAUAUAUAAAUAUAUAUAAAACCAACACCGCAUUUAUUUCGGCAAGUCGCACAUUAAAUACACGGUGUUGUUUUGGCACGGCGCUUCUCGUUUUUGGGACGACGCAAAGAUCGAGUCAUUCGGUGUUUGUUGUAAUUUGUUAAUUAAUUUGUUUUGAAUAGUAGCACACUGUAGCAGACAUGCGAUUUUGUAUUCCUUGACAAUCUGGCUAUGUCGCUUCUACACAAUAUUUGUGAUAACAAAAUGAAUAACUAAUAAUAAUAAUAAUAAUAGUAACAAAGCGUGUCAUCAAAAUUUUUUUAUACACACCAAAGAAUUAAAAGUCUGAGUUCCGAUGCGUAAAUAAAUAAUAAAUUUGUAUUUAAAAUGCCUUAGGAUCUUCGACCGAAGAGUAACCGACUUUUUAGAACAAUUUUUCGUGUGAUAUUUACCUUCGGUGUUUGUUGAACUUGAUAGUUUGUUGUGUUUACUUGGAACAGGGUUAAAACGUGCGUUUUAAAUCUAUUAAAUAAUUAAAAUACAAUGAAUUUGGCAUUAGAUUAAACAGUUGAAAAUUUAUUGAGGAUGUAGCAUGUCUUAUUUGUUUAGGUUUAAUCGUUGUUCAAAAGUGUUCAUGUAGGUCACGAAUUUUUAGAUAAUUAGACACAAUAUUUUAACGACCAUUCCUCAAUUUUUACUGUGAUGGGGCAAUAUAUUAUUCCUUUUAUUUAUGUAGUUGUUGUUUAUAUACCGAUGUUUGUUACUUUAUUUAUUUUGGACUUGUAUUUUUGUUUUAAAAAUAUACAUCUUUAUUUUG